Molecule: messenger RNA, 2463 nt
Organism: Theileria annulata
Lineage: Eukaryota; Apicomplexa; Aconoidasida; Piroplasmida; Theileriidae
Exons: 10
Coding region: 1-2463 (820 amino acids)
Cellular component (GO): plasma membrane
Molecular function (GO): calcium-activated cation channel activity
Source: RefSeq, a predicted model, not a curated record
AUGAGUUUUGAUGAUUACAGUUAUUUGGCCUUUAUAGCUAUUGUAAUAUUCGAUAUAGCAGCUCUUUCGUUAUCUCUCUAUUUAUGGUCCAAAUAUCGGCUAUUUAUCAUUUCUCUUGUACACAAUGGUUUCUCUAGCCGGAAAAUUCGGCUUAAAAAGAAAUUAAGUGAUAAAAAUGAACAAAUAUUCGAUGAAAGGAACCUUAAUCCAGCUAAAUUGACCAGUUUGCUGCUUAAAAAAGGUAUUUUUACUAAUUUGCCAUAUACACAUUCAGAUACAUACCUGGAUCAACUAACAAAUUCUAAGACGUUCUCGUCAGGAAAAUUCGACGAUAAGAAUAUACGUUCAUCUGAUUCGAUGGAUAAUCUAAUUAUUACUAUUAGAGACACUAGUGGAUCUAUCGGUACAGAUGAAAUUCCAGGAGCCAGAAGACUGGCAAAAACCUUACACAAAUAUAAAAACAGCACAACAUGGUGGAGUUAUUUGUUAUAUGAUUGUUCAAAGAGAAUACAUAAUAAUGAAGCAAAGUUAUAUCUAAACUUUAUGGGACAGAGCUGUAGACUAUUACUGAUAUGCUUUUUAUUUUCUGUUUCCAUAAACAUUCUAGUUUUUAUCAUCUUCUUGUUCCAAAAGGAACCAUAUAGAUUUCUGAAUUACACAUUUCAGGAUAUGUUAAACUCGAAAACAACGACCUGGGCAUUGUACAUUGCAACCUGGGUCUACUCAUUUGUAACAUAUUAUUUCAUUAUGAAGUUUAGAGAUCAUUUAGAGGGAAAUAAACAAUUAAGUGCAAUUUUGAGGCCUCAACUACAUACAUUGAUGAUAUAUGGAUUUGAUAAAGCAGUAACUGACCCUUCAGUAAUAUAUAACCACUUCGAUAACUAUUUCCCUGGUCAAGUCAUCUCAGCUCACAUUGUCAUGAACCAUAGCCGAAGGCUGAUUUUAGAAAACAAGCUGGAAUAUGCGAAACUACAACUGGCAGGACUAUAUGACUCCAUUUCAAUAGUUCCUGGGUUUGAAUUGAGUCAUAAAUCUUCUGAAUCGAAACAACAUGAAGUAGAUGAAGAUCUGAUUAAUCUAGAACCUAAAUCCAAACUGAAAAGAUUUUAUAGCUCAACAUCACUUUUUAGAGAUCUGCCUAGGUCAGAUAGUUUGAAAAUUAGGUCAUUUUCUUGCCACAACCUUCACUACUCACCCCAAAAAAAUAAAUCGGAACAUAAGAGGAGUGAUAGCUCUGAUAGAGAUAUAUAUGGCAGAUACGGAAGGAGGAAGAGUAGAUUUAUUAAAAGAAUUAUGACAAUUAAAAAUCUAAAAAAAGAGAUAGAUGAAGAAAAGAGAAAGGUUCAAACAACAUCAUCUAGAAUCUGUUUUGUGUCUUUUGCAGACUCAAACUUGGUUAUGCAUAUCCUGAGAGAUAAGAAAAUUCUAGAAUCGAUGUUUAACUGGCUAAUCUCACCAGCACCUCACCCAAAGGAUAUAAUAUGGCUAAACCUCAGCAGAUCAGCUAACGAGAUUUUACUAAGAGGAUUUUUAAUCAAUUUCGUGGUAAUACUUUUCUACGUACUUGUGACCUAUUUUCUGGCAAAACUGAACAUAAUAAGGAGAUAUAACGGACCAAAGAAUAACGAAGGAGUUGCACAACUCAUCAACUCGUCAUUUUGGCAUGGUAUCAUUCAGUCCUUGGUUACCUUGUUUAUCAACUCUGCUGUACACCCUAAUCUUAUAUUUUUCCUCACCAAGAACAUUGGUAAAAUUUUCGAGUUUAUAAUUAUUUUAGGGAUAUGGACCCAUACUCGAUUUCAAAAAUACCUUCUAUUCGAGCACGUUGUAUACUUGUUCACAAGUACCAUCUUUGUACCACUCCUGGCAUCUAUGAUCGCAAUUUGGAGAGUUUUCGAUGGGAAUGUAGAUCUACUUUCAGUGGAGUUGGGAAGAAUACUGAUUAACACAUCGUGGAAAUACGUCACAACUUACAUAAUCAAUGCCAGCCUGUUGGUUCCAUGCAACCAACUACUUCAAUUAUCGCCACUGGCAUUAAGAUAUUUCAACCAAGCAGUAUUUAACACUGAUGAAGGGGUACCAUUUUUUGAUUUGGGAUACUGGUAUGCUUACCAUUUAUCUGUGUUCACCUUGGCUCUUUCAUUCGGGUUAUUUAUUCCAUACCUCCUUCCGCUAGCUGCGCUCUAUUUUGCAGUAAGAUUCUAUGUCGACAGACAUAAUAUCGCAUACAAUUUAUCGCAGUUUCCGUUUGACACAUCAGGAGAUAUAUCGAAAAUGGCAGUAAAAUCAAUGCUUCUUUGCGUUUCUAUUAUGCAGUUUAUGAUGUCAGGUGUUUUCAGUCAGAGCAAAAAGUUAUCUCCAUUCUUAAAUACAAUUUUAUAUAUAGCUCCUGUGGUAAGCUUCAAAACUUUCUUAAAAAACAAUUUAGACCACUUGGCUCCUCAUGUAUGGCUCUUAUACUGA